Naegleria lovaniensis is the source of this 1515-nucleotide messenger RNA. RefSeq lists its product as uncharacterized. Gene Ontology annotation, biological process: ubiquinone biosynthetic process. The transcript has a single exon. Gene Ontology annotation, molecular function: oxidoreductase activity; FAD binding. The coding region runs from base 1 to 1515 and encodes 504 amino acids. NCBI's taxonomy places the organism in Eukaryota, Heterolobosea, Eutetramitea, Acrasida, Naegleriidae. Gene Ontology annotation, cellular component: mitochondrion. The record is from RefSeq and is a predicted model, not a curated record.
AUGUCCAAGCAGCAACAUUUCAACAUUUGUAUUGUCGGUGGAGGCAUGAUUGGAAAUGCUCUUGCCAACGCUUUAGCAAAAGCCAAGUAUACCAAUCAAUUAAAGAUUGCCAUGAUAAAUCCAGCCGUUUCUACAAAUAAUAAUAUUUUCGGAUCGGGAAAUUCCGUUGGUAUUAGAACUAGUGCUCUCACUGGUACAUCCAUGAAAUUACUUGAGAAAAUUCAGGAUAAAAACAAGGAAAUUCCCAUGACCAAAUAUUAUGGUAUGAAGGUGUGGGAUCAAGAUGGAAACUUUUUGAAUUUAGAUCCAAAGGAAAAUGAUUUCAACGGAAUUAACUCACCAUUUUCAAAGACUGUAAACAAUAAUAAUAUAAUUUUGAAAUCAUUGUCAUCCCUUGGAAAUCAAGUGUUCAAAGUUGGACAGACCAUAAAUGAUGGGCUUGUUAAGAGCGGAAUUGGCUUCUCAACUGUGUCGGAACGAAAUGACGAUGUGAUUGGAUCUAUUGUCGAUAACAAUGAUGUUGUUUUUAGCUUGAUGGAGGCAUCCAAAAAGCUCGAAUCGAUUUCACUCUUUGACAGGUCCGAAUUGAAAGCUAUUGCAGAUGGCCAAAGUCCAAAUACCAAGAAAUUGAUCAUUCAAACAACUACCGAAGGAAACGAGAAAAAGAACGAAGAAAUUUCAUGUGAUUUGUUGAUUGCCGCAGAUGGUGCAUCCUCAUUUGUGAGACAGUUCUGUAACUUUCCAUUUUACUCUGUCAAGUACAAGCAACGAGCAUUUGUCACAAAUGUUUACGUAGACACAGACAGCGUUCCAUGCACUGGCAAGAAUACGUAUUGCUACCAACAAUUUCUUGGAGACGGACCAAUUGGUAUGCUUCCAACCAAACAAGCCAAUGUAAAGAAUAUUAUUUGGUCUACUGAUCCUACGAGAGCUGUUGCAUUGGAAACUGCUUACAAGUCGGGCAACCAACAAAAGGUGCUCGAAGAGAUGAAUUCAAUUUUCAGCAAAUUGAAAAUUGUUCCUCGAAUUUUGGCUGAAAAAUCAGAAGUGGUUCAAUAUUUCCCUGCUGGUAGCUUCCCUCUUCAAAGACUAAAUUGCAAAGAGUAUGUUCAACCUGGAAUUGCCCUAGUUGGAGAUGCUGCUCACUGUUGCCAUCCAAUGGCUGGUCAGGGUGUGAACAUGGGUUUUGUCGAUGUAAUUCAACUUGUUAAGGCAAUUCAAAAAAGUGUCAAGUCGGGCUCAGUGAUUGGAGAUUAUUCAAUUCUCAAGACAGAAUAUGAACAAAUUCAAUAUCGAAGAAAUGAGCUUUAUCUGGAUGGACUUGACGCUAUUAAGGGAAUUUUUGAAGUUGAAAGCCACAACGAUAUUUUGAAGGGACUUGGCCUUGCAGGUCUUGCAAGAAAAAUUGGUAUGGAUGUCAUUAACUCCAAUCCAUUGAAUUUAAAGAAUGCUCUCAUUGGAACAGCUAUGGCUGUCGACGUGGACAUGUCACACAUUAACUCUAUUGAAAAUUAA